Molecule: messenger RNA, 1560 nt
Organism: Spodoptera littoralis (African cotton leafworm)
Lineage: Eukaryota; Metazoa; Arthropoda; Insecta; Lepidoptera; Noctuidae
Source: the annotation of a GenBank genome assembly
AUGCUGAAAUUGACAAAUAGUGUUUGCAGAUAUUUAGUUUUUAAAUGUGACAAGGUUCACAAGGCUCAUGUGAGGAAUAUCUCACAUUUAACUAGUAAGUGGAAGCCAUGUGGUACCGAAUGUGUGAGCAUAAAAGUAACUGCACAGUUCCAUUCGACCCAACAGUUGCGACAACACGGCCACGGGAAGAAACGGCUGAAGAUUAAAAUUCCGCCUUUGGCCUCUAAUGAAACUCGCGAAGUUAGAGCGAUGAGUCAUCCAACGAAGCCGUCACGGCAGCACGCCAGCUGUGGGGGUGACUUCGAAGUUUCUGCGGAAACCGAUGACGAUUGGUGGCAGUACACGAGGGAGGCGGGAUACACGGGCGAUGGCCGGACACACAAUAUUCCACCGGACUUCAGGGUGUGGGAGGUUUUAGGAGAAGGGCACGAUCCUAGAUACGGGGCGACUUUUACAUUCAAAAUUCUAUCGUACAACGUUUUGGCUCAGUAUUUAUUGGAGUCCCAUCCUUAUUUGUAUACGGACUGCUCGCCUCGCGACCUCAAGUGGAAGAUCCGAGCCGCCCGCCUUUAUGACGAAAUCACUCGGAUGGCUCCAGAUGUUAUAUGUUUACAAGAGGUCCAAGUAUCACACUUGGAAAGCUUUUACUCUAAAUUUGAAAAGAUCGGUUAUUUUGGCGUAAUAAAGCAAAAGACGGGCCAUCGUCAGGACGGGUGUGCAAUCUACUUUAAAACAUCCAUGUUCCAAUUAACGGAUCAUGUGCACGUAGAAUUUUUCCAACCGGAAUUACCGAUCUUGAACAGGGAUAACAUCGGAGUGAUGGUAAAAUUAUUGCCACAUGAUCGUCCAUGCACGCCCAUCGUGGUCGCCACCACCCACCUGCUUUACAACCCUAAGAGAACUGAUGUCCGCAUCGCGCAGAUGAAAUUAUUUUUGGCCGAAAUUGAUCGCUUUGCUUACUUUAACAACGGCCGAGAAUGUGGCCACCUACCCAUUAUACUGACAGGUGACUUUAAUUCCACCCCCGAUAGUCCAGUAGUAAAGCUAUUGGACAGAGGCCGCGUAAGCGUGGGCCAAUUCCGCGAUGGUUCCGAUUGGCGACGCAUAGCCGUGACGGAUAAUUGCCAGCAUCUGUCUGUUAUUUUGGACAGACAGAUUAGACGGUUCACUAAUUUCAAUCAAACCCAAAUUUUCAACUCGAUUUACUCCUUCUAUGGCAAUUCGUGUGAGCACCCACCGCUUCCCGUCGAACAGUACAGCGGAAUGUUCAACACUGGCAUCAUUGGGCACUCCCUUAAUCUAUGCUCUGUAUACGAUCCUUACAUCGUGAAUGGGAGACUUGGAGUCACUACGUUCCAGGACUAUUGGGUCAAUGUCGAUUAUAUCUAUUUCAGCCGUUACAGUUGCUUGAACUUGAUUAAGCGUUUGCGAUUGCCCAACGAUAUCGACUGUUCGGUACUGGGCCGUCUGCCUAACCAAGUUUACGGGUCUGAUCAUCUUGCCGUGGCCGCCAUCUUUGAACUGCGACCCCCGCCCCAACAGUACCAAAUGCCCUUAUAG